Messenger RNA from Pseudocercospora fijiensis CIRAD86, 795 nucleotides. RefSeq lists its product as uncharacterized. Lineage: Eukaryota; Fungi; Ascomycota; Dothideomycetes; Mycosphaerellales; Mycosphaerellaceae. The transcript has 5 exons. The record is from RefSeq and is a predicted model, not a curated record. The coding region runs from base 1 to 795 and encodes 264 amino acids.
AUGGCGGCCUUCUCAAAGCCAGUAGCAUCAACACCAAUGAGCGAGCACGAGUGGGACCCCUAUGGCCCAGCCGUCUUCAUCCACAUCGGCCAACCCUCGUUCGUCGUCAGCUGGAAAAUCAACGUCUCCAUGCUCUGCUUCUACAGCGAAUGGUUCCGCCGCAUGUGCGGUCCAAACUCCGUCUACUUCCCUGUCGACCCCAACGAACCCUUCGAAAUCCGCCUCCCAGGCGACGAUCCCGCAACUUUCAGCAUGGUCCUAUACUACCUCCAAAACCGCCGUUUCUUCGAUUGGAACGUCGAGCCAGGCGCCGUGCUUACUUUCGACAAAAUUAUCGAUCUGUUCUCGUUUGGUGAGGAGAAGGGCAUGCCGAUUAUCAUGAAUGCGGCUGUGGAUUUGUUUGUGAGGCGUAUUAAGUAUUGCACCGUACUCCCAGAUGGUUGGGCUUCAGAGUACUUGUGGAAGAAGACUCAGCCAGGUUCCAAGCUUCGCAAGUGUUUCGUCGAACUUACUCGCGCCAUCGCCAUCCCGUACCGUCACAAGUCGCAAAUCUGGGGCACGCUUGUUCAUGGCUUGUCAGAAGACCCGGAUCGUUUGGUCUAUGCUAUUCGGGAGAUGAUGGAAGAUGGGCAGGUCAUUCGGGUCAGUGCCAUGAUGACCCGUCGUUGGCAGGCAUGCGAGUGGCAUACUCAUGAGCAGGGAGUUAUCUGCGAGGGAGCUGAGGAAGCUACGCUCGAUCGUGGUCGUGGAGAGGAUGAUGCCGGCAUCGGUCUUGAGCGCGGCGGUCGUGGCUGA